AUGCGCCGUCGAGUCAACAAUGUGUUGGCUCUUUGCUACGUUUGCCUGGCCCUAUUUCUGUUCGUUCAAAUCCAAAAACACACGAGUUUCCGAUCGGAACAGGUUGGAGAACAAUAGUAUUCGUUUCCAAAACAAAAAUGUUCAGAUGCCACUGCUCCUCCUCGGCUCUCCUCUGAAUUGGAGUGCUAAAAUCCAUCUGGAAAAUGUGGAAAUCAUCGCGGAAGAAUGUGCUUGUAGAUCGCAAAAAUCCGAGAAGAUUCAUGACUUUUGCUACAAGUUACCAGAGGUAUAUUCCAGAGUUGAGCGGAAGAAUUUUUAUCUUUUUUAGAACAUUUUUUCAUGAAAUGUGAUCAACUGACGAAAUGUAGAGCAAAGUGAACUCUGCUCAUAGAAAAAUAAUUGUAAAUUUAGCUUUUCAUACAAAAAAGUUAUUAGAGUUGUUGCGUGAAAAUGUCCUUCCGUCUUCGAUUAGCCCUUAACUUUUUUGUAUGAAAAGCUAAAUUUACAAUUAUUUUUCUAUGAGCACAGUUCACUUUGCUAAACAUUUCGUCAGUUGAUCACAUUUCAUGAAAAAAAUAUCUAAAAAAGAUAAAAAUUCUUCCGCUCAACUCUGGUAUAUUCCCAAGAAACAAUUGAAAAAAAACCGAAUAGAAUUUCGAUUAGAAUCCAACGAAAACGGGCCGAAAAUUCGAUUGCAAAUGGCUUGAGGAAUGGCAAACAAUUGGUAAAUCUUUAUUUUCGGACGCCGCUCAAACAUUUACAGAAUCCACCGCACCAACUAUUAUCGAUCUGAAACAUUUGCCGGAACCAGUCUUUGUGACCGCUUUCAAUGAACCUUUUCUGCAAAAUGGCAAACGAUUGGUUCGUCUUAAAGAGUUUAGCGCUUUCAGAGUUAUCAGGUUCCAAAAGCCAAAAAAAUGAUUUUUUUUUCCCCCGUUUUUUUCCCUAUUCAGCAAUGUCAAAAAAUUGAAAAAAAAAACCGGAAAGAAAUGCAUCGCUCACAGGGUCUCGCAGCGAUUUCCCGGACGCGUGGAUUUACGAGUGAAUUUACGCAAAUUUUUGUUAAUUUUUCACCGAAAUUGCCCGAAUUUUCCCGCUAUUUCCGACCGGUUUUCAUCGAAAAGCUCAACGUUUUGAACGAUAUGACGAGGCGCUCGAAACUAUCCAACAAAAAAAAAAAAACGAAUUCAAGCAAAGUCGGUCGGAAAUAGCGGGAAAACGUGGCAAUUUCGCAUCAGUUACCAUAACAGAUAAAUAAGAACUGAAAUUCCGUUGAAAAUCGAUUAAAAAUCGAUUGAAAAUAGCGGGAAAAUGUGGCAAUUUCGCUGAAAAAUUAGAAAAAUUUUCGUAAAUCCACUCAUAAAACGUCUCUCACAGUAGUCGCAUGCAUCGCGUCCGGGAAAUCGCUGCGAGACCCUGCGAUGCAUUUUUUUUCCGUUUUUUUUUUCAUUUUUUGACAUCGCUGAAUAGGGAAAAAAACGGAAAACAAUAAUUUUUUCAUCGCCUGAAUAGCUCCAUUACUCUGGUUUUGAGAAGCAAAAACAAAUGAAAUUCAGAUUUCCUCGAUACGAAAAUUGGGAUUCCACAAUACAAUCGUUUUAUACAGUUUGGGAAUCAAGGAAAAACGAUUGGAAGAGCUGAAAGAGGUUUGCAAAAUAUCGAACCAAAAACCUAAGCCAGUGAACAGUCACCGUUAAUUUUGGUAUAAUUACCCAAGUUGAGGUACGAACCUGGGAAUGACUUGCAGAAAUUUAGCGGUAGCUUUCUAAUUUUGGGGCAAAGUGACUAAAAGUGGAAAAAUCGGAUGUGAAUUGAUGGAUUUAUGCCAAUGAUUUGGGAUCAGGGCCGGGAUUUUCCGUUUACGGUGGUUUUUUUGUGAUACAAAAGAUUUUUCUCGAUUAUUUGUCUAAAAUCAGAAAUUAUUUAAUCGAUAAGAACAAGAUUAGGCAUCAAAAGACACCAAAACGUUCUAAAAAAUACGAUAGGAAUUAUAGAAUUGUUAGAAUUAUAUUCAAUUGUAUUCUAGUUUUCAUUUCCUUAGACAAAAACAGUACACUUCAUGGAUUUUACGGAUUUUACGGCUUCUUGAAACCGUAAAUUUGCGGUUUUACGGAUCCGUUAAAAAAAAAUUUAAGCCCCACCCUGACGGUGAUGCCAAACAGUUGGCCACGCCCACACAAGGUCGGAUCUGCCGUGGCGGAAGCCACGCCCACGAAAGUAUAUAAGGUCGUCGAAACAAGACAUUUGCACCAGUGUUGAGCGGAAUUCCGUCUUCCGUCUUCCGUCUUCCGUUUUCCGGGAGAAAAAUUUUCUUCCGUCUUCCGUUUUCCGUCUUCCGUUUUCCGUCUUCCGUUUUCCGUCUUCCGUUUUCCGGGAGAAAAAUUUUCUUCCCUCUUCCGUCUUCCGUGAAUUUUUUUGUUCCGUCUUCCGUCUUCCGUUUUCCGUUUUCCGUCUUCCGUCUUCCGUUUUCCGUCUUCCGUUUUCCGGGAGAAAAAUUUUCCGCUUAACUCUGCUCGGAAGGUUGUCCUAAAAAGAAUAAUCUUACCUGGUAAGGUCUUGAGAGAGCCCCCAAAAAGGCUCACGUCGCUCAUUGUUUCCCCCUUUGCCUUUUUCCACUUGAACCAAAGGGGUAAAAUGGUACGUCGAUGUGAUGGUUCAAUAAAAAAUUAUCGGAAAAUUGAGAACAAGUCCAAUAUCGCAGUGUUUUGCGUUUUUUUUUGGCUAAUCAGCGUCUGCUUGGUAAUGCGUCUGCUCGGUAAUGCGUCUGCUCGGUACUGCGUCUGCUCGGUACUGCGUCUGCUCGGUACCGCGUCUGCUCGGUACUGCGUCUGCUCGGCAUGCUUGUACAUACUAAAUAAACGUUUUCCAAUUCUCAGACCGCUUGCAAUCUGGAAAUUCGUAAUUUCAACUUUUCAAAGUAUCCCGGAUACGUGGCACACUUGAAAGACUAUCGUUGGAAACCGAUAGUAAUCGCCGAGACGUUGCGCGAUUUCGGCGCCAUUUGGUACCUCGACUCUUCGGUAAUUUUCGAGAAACUCAACGUCUCUCACGUCUACGAUUUGAUCAAAUGUCACGGAAGUGUGCACGAGAGGUGCGUCGAUUUGUUCUGAAAAACGUCAAAAGCCACACAGUACAGUGUUGAGCGCAAGAAUUUUUAUCUUUUUUAGAAAAUUUUUUCAUGAAAUGUGAUCAACUGACGAAAUGUAGAGCAAAGUGAACUCUGCUCAUAGAAAAAUAAUUGUAAAUUUAGCGAUUCAUACAAAAAAGUUAAGGGCUAAUCGAAGUCGGAAGGACAUUUUCACGCAACAACUCGAAUAUAACUUUUUUGUAUGAAUCGCUAAAUUUACAAUUAUUUUUCUAUAAGCAGAGUUCAUUUUGCUCUACAUUUCGUCAGUUGAUCACAUUUCCGGAAAAAAUUUUCUAAAAAAGAUAAAAAUUCUUCCGAUGAGUUCGUCCCGCUCAACUCUGCCACACACUAUACAUAACCGGAUUUUGAGAGCGCCCAUGUUGUCCAGUUCGGUUCGGGACGUGCGGGAGAGCCGCGAAAAGCACGAAGACGGAUGGAAUCGCGAGAUUUGGGAGCGGAACCUGAGAGAGUGCCGCAAAGGCCAGUACUUGUUGCACGGCUACAGUGGACACGGCAUUCUGUCCGUCACUAAUCCGGGUUGGGCGUGAGAAAAAACCGUCAAAUGUUUGUCCGAGCUGAAUUGAUAUAUUGUAGGCGUCUACACGUAUUUUCCGACGAAUCCGCACGAGUUGAGCAAGAAAAAGGCAAAAAUGUACGACGCCGGAUUCGUUUUUGCGGUCAACACCCGUCAGACGAUGAGCGAUAUUGUCAAGUGGUAAUUUUUGAGACUUUCUGGAACAAUUUCCAAUUUUUUGUCAGGUACUUUUUGUGCGCUCUUCAAGAAGAUUGUAUGGCUCCGAAAGGCGCAUCUUUGGGGUGCAGUUUUCGGGGAGACGAUCGAUUCACAGAGUAUGCGGAUUGCCAUCGGUGGGUUUCUCGAUUUGAAUCGAUAUUGUAGAGCUAGGAGUUGUGGUAUUGGUCUGAAAGUUUUUUUUUGGUAUUAUUGACGUCAAAUACUUUAUUUUUGUAGUUGAGAGUUUUUCGAUAGGACCACUCGCUGGAGUACUGUAGCUCUUGGAAGUUGGGACUAGGGUUCAAGGCAGAAAAAUUGCGAUUCUAACUUCCAAGAGCUACAGUACUCUAGGCAUUGGUUGUAGAGAAAAGUUGUCAACUACAAAAAUACAGCUCAUAUAUUGAUUGUCAUUUUUGUUGUUGACAACUUUUUUGUACAGUCACUGCCUGGGGUACUGUAGCGCUUCAAAGUUAGGAUCGCAAUUCUUCUGCCUUAAACUUGUCUCAACUUCCAAGAGCUACAGUACUCCAGAGAGCGGUCCUAGAAAAAAGUUGUCAACUACAAAAGUCUAGUACUAGAUGUCAUGAUUUCAUAAAUCGCAUUGUAAAACCGAAAAAGUUCCAGAUUCGACCAAUCGAUAAUCAAUCUCGUGUUGGCCAACCAAUUCUGGUACGAUCGGAGGUAUUAUGUCAGUGAAAUUGUCGAUUUUUUCCACAUUGAUCGAGGCGGAUCUUCCGGUCAUUUCGACAAGGAUUUGCAAUGUAUUUGA
Molecule: messenger RNA, 4629 nt
Organism: Caenorhabditis sp. 36 PRJEB53466
Lineage: Eukaryota; Metazoa; Nematoda; Chromadorea; Rhabditida; Rhabditidae
Source: the annotation of a GenBank genome assembly